Messenger RNA from Eimeria acervulina, 1980 nucleotides. RefSeq lists its product as hypothetical. The transcript has 4 exons. The record is from RefSeq and is a predicted model, not a curated record. The coding region runs from base 1 to 1980 and encodes 659 amino acids. Lineage: Eukaryota; Apicomplexa; Conoidasida; Eucoccidiorida; Eimeriidae.
AUGGGGGCCUGCUUCUACUUUUUCUUUGUUGCUGCUGUCUUAUCUUCAUUAUUUAUUGCUGUUCUUGCUGCUAACAACAACGUUUCUACUUCUGCUGCUAAUUCCUUCUUCGCCCAGCCCUUCCGCUCUCCAGCUGUAUGGGGGCCCCCGGGGGCCCCUCUAGUAGGAGGGGGCCCUUUGGGGGGCCCUAUGGGUGGCUCUUUAGGGGACCCUGUUGAGGGUACAUUAGGGGACAGCUUGGGGCCCCCCUUGGGGCCCCAGGGGGUCUCCUUAGUGGACCCUUUGGGGCCCCCCUUGGGGCCCCCUCUGGGGGGGGCCCCUAUAGAUGAAGGUUCUGCAGCAAAUACUGCUCAAGUAGGGUCUAGCCCUACUAUACCUGGCUGGCCUCCCAGGCCCCGCUACAGUCUCCUUGAACGCUUUGACAGCGAGCAUGUGGAGCAGACAGAUUUGUCUUCGGAUGAGUCUACACAAGAAGAUCAUUCUGUCUCCGAUGAAACCUGGAGCUCAGCCCCUGACACAACGAACGAAGACGCUGUAACGCCUGCAGACAGAGCAUGCAUCCCUUCUCGAUUUUUGUCUCCUCUUGGGGCCCCUCGAGCGAUAGGAGAGGCUUCUGAGUUAGUAGGUGCAUUUAAAGCCUUCCAGAGACAACAAACAAACACAAAUAAAGAAACAAAGAUGUUGGUGUUUAUGACAGCAGGGACAGGAGAAGAACUCAUCGGCAGCAGACAAAUCUCACAGAGACUGGUGGUGCAGCCAACAGUAAGGAAGCAAAGGACAGGGUUUUUUAGCGCAAGUGAUGGUGUCGCAGAGUUAAGCGAUGAUGGUAGGCUGCAAGCAGAGCUAUUAAGACAGUUAUUUUCAAGGUUUUGUCGCAAUGUGAAGGGGAUGCCGGCAGAGCAGAAGAGACAUUUUUGUUUUGAUGCUUUCUUUACAUCUACACUUCAAUCCGGAAUAGAGACAUGCUUAGAGACAUUCAGCGGUAUAUUAGAACUCCUUGCAUGCCCUGCAGCAGCAGGAGGAUCUGCAGCAGGAGGAGGAGGAGGAUCCACUAGCCCUUCUACAGGGCAGCAGCAACAGCAGCAGCAGCAACAGCAGCAGCAACAGCAGCAGCAGGCAGAUGGAUAUAUAUGCUCUAGUGUACGCAUUAUCCCUGCCCCUCAUCUACGUGAAAUAGUAGAAUCUGCAGGAGAUAUCGGAGAGUCUCUUCCUGUUGUUUUAAAGAAAACAAAAUCUGUACGUAUACAAAACGGCUUUCAGAGAGAUAUAUUUGAUUGUCUUGUUGGGAAUUACGGUACGUGGUGGCGCAAGCAGCAGUUUGCAUCUGUGGGGUCACCUGUUGCUGCAGCACCACCACCAGCACCAGCAGCAGCAGCAGCAGCAGCAGCAGCAGCAGCGCUGCAGGGAGCAAAUGAGGGCAGCAGCAACGGAAACCAAACCACCAGCAGCAGCAGCAGCAGCAGCAGCAGCAGCAGCGGCAGUAGUGGGGGGCGCAGCAGCAAUAUAGAUCAUACGGAAGCAGCUUUAACUGCGUUAGAUAAGGUAAUAGGGGGAGAGCCUCUCGAUGCUGCAGCUGCUGCAUUUAUUCAGGGCUUGGAUAGAUUCUCUAACCCUAAUAAAGUUCUUCAGUGCGCACCUCGUGCUGAUAAUUUGAGGAAGAGUUGUUUGUUUUUAAGAGAGAGUGCUCAACAAGAACCGGCUGUACAGAGAGCUGUAUGGACAACACCUGAAGAGAUGGAGCCUGAGUAUACUGAGCCUGAGAGCGGUGUAUUAAGAAGAGGUUUAUCUUUGCUUCGUUCUCUCUGUGCUGUGGAGACAGCUUCUAAGUUCUUGCUUGCUUCUCAUCCAAAGCUUGUUGAAAGACUAACCGGUCAUCCUAUUGAUAAUGGUGAGAUAUUUGCUGUCUCCUUAGACUGUACAGCCUUAGCCAAGUGUCUCUCAGAGGCAGGCCUUAGGAGCUGGAGCGUUAGUAAAAAAUAG